GUCACAACAGUUUUUCCGAUCAAGAGAAAAGCCUGUUUGUUUACUUUAUACAAUCUGGUUGCAUGUCAGACAAAUGGCAAAGGUUACUUGGCUUGGCAGCGGGCAAGACAUUUGCCCAAAAAAGUUGCCUUUCGUUUGCCUUUAUUCACCUAAUUUUUGCCACCUUUUCUUUUUUAAAGAAAUAUUGAGAAGUGCUUUUCAGAUGUCUUCAUCUUUUUCAUAUAAACCAACUAGGGUGUCGAAGAAACAGAGGAGUUGUUGACAAUUAAGUUUUGUCUUUUUUUGUCAACAUUGUCCUUUAGUUAUAGACAUUGACUUCCCUCAUCAGCCAGCAAUAUUAACAAUUAGUGGUAUGUAGUUAGUGGUAUAAAUAAAAUAAGGAAUCUUGUGUACAUAUUUAUUAAAAAAAAAUAUCUUGGAAGCUCUGUAGCUUUAGACUGUGUAGCUACCUGUGUUGAUAUAAAAUGGCUGUUUUGGAAAAUUGUGAAUAGCUAGCUAGCUAACGUAUAAACGUACAAUUAGGAUACACAAAAUUGUACAGUCUUGCAAUUACAAUAGCUAAAACAGGAGAUAUAUCUAUUGGCUAGCUUAACAGUCAAACCAUUUUUCUGGAGCGCUGACUACAUCCAAUUACGGACUGUUUUUUUGUAAUUUAGAUGGUAGGCGGCAGCUAGCUAUAUUUUAUUCAUUUCGAGUAUUUAAACGUUACUUUAGACUCCUAACAGGUUUUGGUCUAACUUAAGAGUGUCUGUUAUUAAAUGUAUACAAAUCGACUCAACAUAUACAACUUGGAUACAGAAUAUUUCAUAGGCGUUACAAAUCAUUAGAGGAAAAUGGCAACAAAAGAUUUUUGCGGUAAUCUUUUUUAUUCAACCAACAAGUGGAAUAUAAAUAGGUGUUACUUAACAACUCCUCCUUGAUGGCUUGCACAAAUGCCAUGGAACCAACAUUAUCACUUAUCGCAACCAAUCUAGGUGAUUCUGUUUCAACUGAUUGGUUCGACCCUUAACAUAUAGCGCAGCAACACUCAUACAUGUGGUGCCGUAGUUUAUUGUGGCGCCAUAGUUUAUUUUGGUGUUGUAGUUUAGUGGUUAUCACUCUUGAGACCGGGGUUGGAUUCCCCUUGGCAGGGAUUCAAUAUGGGCAAUUGAAUAUUACCAUAUAUAGUUAAAAGAGAAGGCAAAAGAAGACGAAAAAAAAAGAUAGAAAAGACAAAGUAAAGAAAGUAAAAAAAAAAUAGAGAAAAAUUAAUAUUUUAAAAACCUACCCUGUGCGAGAGAGAAGAACAAUAUCUUUCGAAAGUGUUGACAAUAAAUGGAUGAGUAUGAGAGCACCAGAAUGUUGGUAGAUAGAUAGCUGAUAUUGAGGGAUAUACCCUGUCUAUUAUUUCCAGGAGGGGCCAUGGCUUUUAUGGCUCUGGAGUAUUUAAUGCUCCCUUUGAGCUAUGCAAACUCAAUUAAGGUCAGCGCUCUGCCAGACAACUGCCUCACAACAUCCAAUGGCCCAUACAGUGCACCAUCUCCCCAAUUUCCCUCACAUGGAUUGGGUUAACUCGGGCUAUGGUAACAUUCACUCGCCCAUGUUGAAUCUCCGUCAAGAGGAGUCAAACCCCGGUCUCUUGCACAGAAUAUGACAGCUAUAACCACUAAUCUACGACUCCACGGCAUUAGGACCAAAACGGAAAACCCGGUCAAAAAUAUAUAUAAUUGGAGGCAAUAAUAUUCCAGCAGCUGAUACAUAGGAAGUGAUGUGAUCUCUAUUUCUUUGCUGUUAGGGUAGGGGUGCUUAGUAGACUUUAAGAUGACAAGGCCACUUGCAGUUGUUUCUUCAUUCAUUGUAAAUCAAUGCAUUUGUAUCAUCAGCAAACAUAUAGUACAUUUUGAUUCAUUACAAAAAAAAUUAAAAAAAAAAAGAAUUAAAAGUUUUAUCAAAAAAGUAUUUAUUACAUUGAUUACAAAACCAUUUCCUCACAUCCUCUGAUGUUUUGAAAGUUAUACAAUAUACUUGUGUUGUUAUGAAAGUUAUGCAGAAUAUGCUUGUGAUGUUUAGAAAUUUUUACAGCAAGUUAUUCUCCUCCCUAUGAUAAAUUAAAUAAAAACUAAAUAAACUGAUAAAAAAAUCAGAAAAAUUAUUUUUAUAAUAAAUUGUAAUGUUUUUUCUUUCUGCAGUCCUUAUAAGAAAAUGUAAAUCUAAAUGCAAAAUCUUUUUACAGGCUUUAGUUAGUUCACAAUAUAUAAAGUCUUUUGCAGCAAAAAUUCAUAACAGAGGAGGGUGUUAUGGCAAUAAUGAUCUGUCUUGUUUUUCACCUGUAUUAUAAAUAUUUUAGCAAAAGUAGCUAAUUUUUGUUAUCAAUUACAUAAAAAUACAUAAAAAAUACAUAAAAAAAAAUUUCAGCAGGAAGUUACUACAGCAUAACUACGGCAAAUUACUGAAUGAUUCCAACCUCUAUGGAGGAGUAUUUGUUUUAUAUUUAACAAACAACGGUUGUAGCUUUGUACUGAAGAAACCAACUGAACAUAAAAUAAUAAAGCAAAAUGAUUUAUUUGUCAAAAUAAUACAUCUUAGUACCUUUUAAACUGUUCAACAGGGUAGUUCUGUUAUUAACACUCAAAAACUUUUAAUUUAUGUACCGCUACACUAGACUGGUGCCCUUCUGUGCUUCACUAGUCUUGGUAGUAAAAAUGGCAACAAAAAUGGAGCCCAUUUUAAAGUGUUACUGGCUAAAGCGGCAGAACUAUUAAACUUUGUUUUGUUUAACCUCAACCUUUAACUAUUUUACUACAAAAAACAUAUAAUUGCUCUGAUUUUCAAAAAUAAUGGAUAAUGAGCGUAUUGCGCAUUUUAGUUUUAUCAGAACAGAUCGUCAUGUACUGCAAAUGACCCAGCCAUCCCUUUGUGACUUGUCACAAUUAAAAAUUAGUUCGGUUUAUCCAGAAUACCAAGAUGGACUAAUGUUUUUUUCAACAGUUCAAAAUACAUUAGCCAUUCUUGAACGUUCUCUGUCAAGGCCUUCAGGUCUUUAAAGGGUAAUGUAACUAGAACAGUGGUUCUUAAAUGUUUAUGACCAGAGAUACUGGCAGGGUUAAACGAGCGGUUAAACCUACUUUAUUUAACAAUGUUUCAUAAAAAAUCUUUUAUUGCCAAAAUACUCAAUGGGUGGGCAAUAGAAGCCAUGUACUUAAUAUAGUAAAAUUACUUUUCGCUAAAAUUAACUUUGUGAAACUUUUGGAAAAACUUGCUUUUCUAUUUUCUUAGUUUUAAUAAAUAUUUGGUAAUUUUUUUUAUUUUUAAGUUAAUAAAAAUAAUGACAACUACUUUAUAAAUAAGCAUGGAAUAAAUUAGAAUUGCAAAAAAUACUAGAUUUGUAAAAAUAAUUUUUUUGAAAAACUAUUUGCAAAAAAUAAUUAAAUGUACAUUUUUUAAGAAUUGUAUUUUCAAGAAGAGAAAGAAAAAGGCUUGACAAUGGUAAUUGUGUUGCGUUAUACUUAGGAAUAUUUUGCUUAUAGAAAUUUGUAACUUGUUUAGAACGUAAACAUUGUAUUGCUGAAUGAAGUCCAACUAACCUGAAGAUUUUAAAGAUUCAACUGAAGAUCGCGAUAAAUAAUGGAUUCAGAAGCAUCGCACACUGCAAUGCCCGUCUUAGAGAAAAUGGAAGUGAAGAUAGAAGAACAAGUGAAAGUAGAAAGUGAACGCCCACCUCAACCACGUGCAAACCUACAAAGCCGUUUACAAUCGAACAAGCACGACCAAGCCUUCUUAUGUGUAGUGUGUACGGAUCGGGCGUCUGGAUACCACUACGGUGUGCCUGCAUGCGAGGGGUGUAAAGCGUUCUUUAAAAGAAGCCUUCAGUCGAAAGACUUGAACUACAAAUGUCCGGCAUCAAGUAAUUGUACGAUCGAUCGAAUGAGUCGGAAAUGUUGUCAAGCCUGUCGGUUAAAGAAAUGCCACGACGUUGGCAUGUCAAAAGAAUUUCUUGGCAACAAAAUCAAAAGACCAAAACAAGAAAAGCAACAAAAACCGCGUCGAAAAUCUGAUAAAUCGAGUCCGGAAGGUUUUGUUGAAAGUUCUACGAAUGCUCAAGAAAUUGAGAUCGAAAAUGCUAUUCAAAGUUUAACCUCUCUUCAUGCGGAGUUGUAUUUGAAGCCUGAAGAUUGUACCAUUGAAACGAGAACUCUCACUCAGAAAUUUAGUUGGACGGUCGACCAACAGCUGGUUCACAUAAUAGACUGGGCAAAACAGCUGCCAGGCUACUGCAAUCUGGUCAUAAGCGACCAGGCUAUAUUAUUACAAGCAGCGUGGGUGGAUUUGCUCGCAUUAAAUUGGGUGUAUCAUUCGUUGUAUGUUGAAGAGGCUAUAAAAUUUUCAAAAUUCUUUUCCAUAACGUACAAUGAAGCCAGAGAACUUGGUUGUGAGAAUAUAUAUUGUCAAAUUUUUUCCUUGGCAAAUCGAGCAAAAAAAUACAAUAUGGACGAAGAGGAGAUUGCUUGUCUAAAAGCUAUUAGUCUCACGAACGCUGAAUCAAGUAGUUUAGCUGGGCCUGAAAAAGUGAACGAUUUGAUCACAACAUUUUCAUCCACUCUUCAAUACUACACAAACAGUCGCCAUCGUGAAAAUCCGCAAAAAUUUGCAAAGCUUGUGUUAAUACUCCCUCAACUGAAAUACAUGGUUAAUCAAGUCAUAGAAUAUUUAUAUACAAUGAAAAUGAACAAUUCAAGUGAAUCGAACUUGUCGGAUUUGGUCAUUGAAAUGCUCGAAGCUAAGCAGCGGCUGUAAUAGCCGUGCCGUUAUUUCACAUGCAAUCAAAAUAAUUUCUAAAUUUGUACAUACAGUUUUUAAAAGAAGCAAUAUGGAAUUUAUAUGUACUAUACACUCAAAUAGUUCUGUUUAAACAAUACGUGGUUCGUAUUAAUCUUGACACAGAGACAGUGUUCAAGAAGAACAAGAAACCUCUACACAAGAGAUGUAUCAAUAAUUUUCGCUGGCUGGAACUUGUUAAUAUUCUUUUAAGCGACACUUAAUGUUUUUAUUUUAUAGUUAAAUUCUAGGAUCAAAAUAAGCAAAAAUUCUGCUUGUGGUUGGCGAAAUUUUUCAUGUGUAUUGUAUCGAAUGAUUUCACCUCGAAGCUUAGUCACCAUUUGGUUAAAUAUUUACUGUUACUGUAACUUAUUGAAACUCUCACGCUUUUUGUGCGAAAAUUAAUUGUUGUAUUAAAGAGUCAAUUCAAACACGAUCAGCAAAAUUAAAAAAGCUUAUUUUGUCCGGAAUAUUUCGCCCAGUAGAGAUUUGGCUGUGUAGCUACUCUGUAAAAUAUGUAAAUAACUUUUCUGUAUGGAUAUAUUAAUUGACGAUCGAACGGCAUAAAAUAUUGACAAAUAA
This is a messenger RNA of Hydractinia symbiolongicarpus, 5376 nucleotides long. Its product is annotated as steroid hormone receptor ERR2-like. Gene Ontology annotation, molecular function: sequence-specific DNA binding; DNA-binding transcription factor activity; zinc ion binding. The record is from RefSeq and is a predicted model, not a curated record. The transcript has 4 exons. Lineage: Eukaryota; Metazoa; Cnidaria; Hydrozoa; Anthoathecata; Hydractiniidae. Gene Ontology annotation, biological process: regulation of DNA-templated transcription. Bases 3604 to 4773 code for a protein of 389 amino acids.